AUGCCAGCUAUUGGCCUUGGACUUGGAUUCUAUGGUAAAAAUAACGAACCUUACGGUACAUAUCCUGAAUGUGGUAUUGAACCACAUACUGAUUUUUCUGGUCACGUUAUUCCACCGCCACCUGGCUGCGGACUUAAUACACAAAAAGCAGUGUAUAUUUGGUUGAAUAAAGUCGGCGGACGUCGACUUGAUUGUUGUAAUUCAUACUAUAAUCAGAAAUCUGUUGCUCGAGGUAUUCAACAAAGUGGCGUCAAUCGAUCAGAAAUUUUCAUUUUAAGCAAAGUUGGACCAGAGUUUGGUUUAGGUUUCAAUGAUACAAUCAAUCAAGCGAUGGGUAUUUUACAAGAACUACAGACAAGUUGGAUCGAUCUAUUACUUGUACACUGGCCAGUCAUGAAACAUCCUCGUGAAUCAUAUAUACCAAAGAGUUCUGAUCCAACAUGUAAUAUGAGUAAUCCUUUGACAUAUGAUGAAAAAAGUUGUCGUCUUUCAACUUGGUCUGCUAUGAUAACAUUAUUUAAUCGUGGAAUAGUACGCUCUAUUGGCGUAUCAAAUUAUAAUACAACACAUCUGCAAGAAAUUAUUGAUGCUAAAAUGUUAUUACCAAGUAUCAAUCAAGUUGCAUUUAAUCCAUACAAUUAUCGAACUGGACGAGCUGAUUUACUUAAAUUUUGUCAAAAGAAUAAUAUUCAAUUAGUAGCUUAUUCACCAAUAGGAGCACUUGAUGCCCAUCAAUUUCCUGUUACGCAUGAAGGUAAAGUAACAGGCAUGUACCCGACAUUACUUCAAGAUCCUUUGAUUAUUUCAUUGGCUAGAACUUAUAAACGUACUGAAGCACAAGUUCUAUUGCGAUGGAUACAUCAACAAGGUGUUGCCUCAAAUCCACGAUCAAUGAAUGAAACACACAUGAAAGAAAAUCUUGAUAUUCUCUCGAAUCCAUUUACUAUUAGCGAUGAUGAUAUGAUACGCAUUGCUAAUCUAGUUCAAGAUACAUGCGAAGUCGAUCCAAGUUGGUAUGAAUGUGUAGGAGAUGGCAAUCUUCCAUAA
Molecule: messenger RNA, 1047 nt
Organism: Adineta steineri
Lineage: Eukaryota; Metazoa; Rotifera; Eurotatoria; Adinetida; Adinetidae
Source: the annotation of a GenBank genome assembly